This is a messenger RNA of Racocetra persica, 942 nucleotides long. Lineage: Eukaryota; Fungi; Glomeromycota; Glomeromycetes; Diversisporales; Gigasporaceae. The record is from the annotation of a GenBank genome assembly.
AUGAGCAAUUGUGAAGACUGGUUGCAAUCUGUUGUUAAAAAGUGUAGCAUAAAAAAGGUGCCUUAUACAGAAUUUAGUAAUAAGAAAAGAAUAAAAAGAGGAGGAUUCGGAACAGUAUUUAAAGUAAAAUGUGAGUCUUUAGGAGAAGUGGCCAUUAAAGAAGUGGCUGAUGCGGAUACGGAUGAAUAUAAUAGAAAGAUUUUUAUAAAUGAACACACAGCAAACAUUCUUAUCCAUCAAGGAAAUAUUAAAAUUUCAGACUUUGGAUUUUCAAGAAAACUUUAUAGUAUAAUGAUUUCAAAGAGUAAAAAUUUUUAUGGAGUUAUUCCUUUUGUCGACCCUCAAAAACUCGGCAACUUCGAAUAUGUGUGUGAUAAAGAAUCUGAUGUUUAUAGUAUGGGGGUACUUAUGUGGGAGAUAUCAAACAAUGGAUGUAGACCAUUUGCUUUAAAAAACGACAGUACACUCGCAACAUAUAUUAUUGGAGGCUUACGCGAAACACCUGUCUCAGGAACCCCUAUUUAUUACGUUAAGCUUUAUUCUGAUUGUUGGAAUGAUAAACCAGAAAGACGUCCUUCCAUGGAGGAAGUUUUUCUGCAAUUGGAAUCGAAUUCCUCAAAAUUAGAUCCUAAAUCUGAUCAGGAUUUUAAAGAAAAUAUUAAUAAUUAUGAUUCUAAAAGCGAUGAUAUUGAUAAUGGAAUUUCUAAAAUAACUGAAAUAACUGGAAGUAAAAAGUUAGAAUUGCAUAUAGACAGUGAAAUCAUUGAGUUUGGAUGGCUAGAAAGAGCCAUUGCAAAUAGUGAAGUUAAUUACUUUGAUCAUGAUAAAUUCGUUAGUAAAAAAAAAGUUAAUGGAACCGGCUUUGUAUACAAGUAUGAAUGGGAAGCUAGUGGAUUGAUAGUUGCUCUUAAAAGGCUAAAACUUGACAUAGAAAAAAAGGAG